AUGCCGACUCGAACGAACAACCGAGGUAUCCCCGUACCGCGCGACCAAUCUCGUGGCUCGGGACGCGGUGACAACCAGCAGCAAGCAGCAUGGCGGAGCAGUCUUGAUCUCGUCUGGUCCUACUCACGCUCACAAGCUUUCUACGGCAACAACAUCGCAACUUCGCCCUCCUUUGUCGAACGACGCUGGGCCGGUCAAGAUCUGGAAGAAGGCGACAGCAUCUACGAAGACGAUGAAGAGUACCUAUCGGGCGAAUACGACGAGGACGAAAGCGAGGAGACGGAUGGCAGCACGGCUCACUCUCGGUCUGGCACCGACGCGGAUGCCGACACCGACACAGCCUCGAUGGCCAGCGACGCGAGGUUCGGGCCUUCCGACCAAUUCGAGUGGGAGGGAGAAGCGCUGCCGCCGAACGCAACGCAGCGUAACCGCACACGGCGACGCUCAAAGGCGAGAGACAGGCGCUUGGAGCAGCUCGAGAGCGCUGACGAAGACGAGCGCAGUCGAAGCAGAAGUCGAAGUCCCAAGCGACUUUCCGCAGUUGGGCCACGCGAGCGCGCUUCCAACAGCAGGCUGAAUCCGGCUCGAUCUGCUCAGACCUUGGUCGCCUCCGGUCAGGGACUUCGAGAUCCCUUCGCUCAAGAUGAUGACAACAACAAUAGCAACAGCAAGGACACCGAGGUGACGCCUUUGCUAACCAGCAAGCGUUCUGCCGAUGCAAACUCGACAAGACGCAAAUCUGGCUCGUAUGGUGCACUUCGACGCACCUCUGAUUCCGGGGCCUAUUCGAACCGCUCUGGCGACUCGAGCUACCACGUCCUACAACUCGGUACUAGCACAUUGCUCCAGUCGUGGUUUAACACCGUCAAUGCGCUCGUAGGCGUCGGCAUCCUCGCGUUACCUCUCGCCUUUUCGUAUGCCGGCUGGAUUGGUGGGACCGUUCUGUUCCUCGUCUGCGGCCUGCUCACCAACUACACGGGCAAAGUGUUGGCAAAGAUCAUGGCCAAGGAACUCUCGUUGCGCACCUACGCGGAUAUCGGUAGCUACGCGUUCGGCCCUUCAGCACGAAUUCUGAUCAGCCUCUUCUUCUGCCUCGAGCUCUGGGCCGUCUCGGUCGCCCUCAUCAUCUUGUUUGGCGACUCCAUGUCGGCGAUCUUCCCGCACAUUGCCCCAGCAGCAUUCAAGAUGCUUGGCUACUGCGUCGUGCUUCCCUCGGUGUUCUUGCCGCUCAAGUUCCUCUCGCCAAUAUCGGUGAUUGGCAUCGUCUCGACAUUCACGCUCGUCGUGGUCGUCAUCAGCGAUGGCCUCAUCAAGAAGCAAGCUCCCGGAAGUCUUUGGUCGAUUGCGCCCACCACACUCGGUCCACGAUGGGAUCGGCUGCCGCUCAGCUUUGGCCUCAUCAUGUCUGGCUUCUCGUCACAUCCGAUCAUUCCAUCGCUGGUACGCGACAUGAAGGACCCGACCAAGUUCCCGCGCAUGCUUAACCUGGCCUACCUCGCAGCAACCGUGCUCUAUCUUUCCAUGGGCAUGGUAGGAUAUGCCAUGUUCGGCAUGCAUGUGUCGGACGAGAUCACCAAGGAUCUGGCCAGGACGCCCGGCUUCCCGGUAGCGCUCAACAGUGUUGCCAUUUGGUUGAUCGUCAUCAAUCCGCUUUCCAAGUUCGCGUUGGCGACAAGACCCAUCCAGACGACAUUCGAGGUUCUGUUGGGAAUCGAUGAGCAGACUGCGGCCAGGGUCCAAAAUAAGAACGCCAAGGCAGAAAGGAGAAGAUCUGCGACGGUGACGCCGACAGUAACAGCUGCUAUGGCGCCAAAUGCGAGCGUCGAUGGUGACGGGAAUGACGUUGCGGGCAAACCGGUUGACCAGCUUGCAGACACACGCGCUCACAAAGCACAACUCACUUCCGAGGCCACCAACACGACACUCUCCGUCUCUCCCAGCCAGCGUGUGUCCUUCGCUACACCUGCACGUCCCCUGCAGCAGCCUCAACCUGCUACCUCACCAUCGCGUCAAUCGGCCUCAGAAGAAAACCCGCUGGCCAACUCAGCAAUCUCUCUCCGCGCAGCCGAGCUCACCUCGACUCUGACACCGCGAACUCGAUUCAUGCUGCAGAUCCUGCUCAAAGUGGUUGUCACUCUGCUCAUCGCCUUGACGGCGGUGGUGUUGCCUGGGUUUGAAAAGGUGAUGGCGUUCCUGGGUGCAUUUUUGGCGUUUGCAACGUGCGUGUUUGGACCGCUGUUGGCGAACUUGAGGUUGUUCGGCAAGGAGAUGAGGGGAUGGAGGGUGGCGGUGGAUGUGGGGAUACUGGGGUUGAGUGCGAUCAUGGCUGCUAGUGGUACUGUGUGGGCAUUUUUGUAA
Messenger RNA from Pseudozyma hubeiensis SY62, 2358 nucleotides. RefSeq names its product amino acid transporter. Lineage: Eukaryota; Fungi; Basidiomycota; Ustilaginomycetes; Ustilaginales; Ustilaginaceae. Gene Ontology annotation, molecular function: amino acid transmembrane transporter activity. The coding region runs from base 1 to 2358 and encodes 785 amino acids. Gene Ontology annotation, cellular component: vacuolar membrane. The transcript has a single exon. Gene Ontology annotation, biological process: amino acid transmembrane transport. The record is from RefSeq and is a predicted model, not a curated record.